Molecule: messenger RNA, 7599 nt
Organism: Trichomycterus rosablanca
Lineage: Eukaryota; Metazoa; Chordata; Actinopteri; Siluriformes; Trichomycteridae
Gene: hecw2b
Product: HECT, C2 and WW domain containing E3 ubiquitin protein ligase 2b
Exons: 30
Coding region: 972-5264 (1430 amino acids)
Biological process (GO): protein polyubiquitination; regulation of dendrite morphogenesis
Cellular component (GO): cytoplasm
Molecular function (GO): ubiquitin protein ligase activity; protein binding
Source: RefSeq, a predicted model, not a curated record
GAGCUCUCAGUCCCGCUGUGUCGAUGCCGUGGAGCGACCGGGGCCUCUCUCAUCCGCGUAUUUACCGGAGAACAGCGGAUAAACACCGUGUUUAUGGAGGAAACAUCGCGGCCGAGGGUGAGAAUGUGUGAAUAAAUCAUUUCCAGCUCCGUUAUGUAAAACUGCGCGGCCGUUAUUUUCGUUGGGGCUAACGGACGGGCUCGCGCUCGGUACGCUCGCGCUCGAUGUGCGCGUGCCAGGCCUCGAGCGCAGCUUUUUAAAUCUCUAACGGUCGUAACGAACCCAACGGAUUUCUUCAUUAUUUCACUCAGCAGAAGAUCUCACACGCUCGAGUGUCUUGAGGCUGCAGUUCCACUCAGGUGGCUUCUUUGACUACAAGGACGCUCGUGAAUGGGAUUCAUCUAACCUCAUCCUGCCAAGCUCCUGCCGUUCUUCAACCAAUGGAGCACCACUGUGCCGGGGUCUAACAGAAAAUGACUAGAAAGAAAACAGAACCGUUUUUCUUUACAUCGUUUAAGCUCUUUAUGCAUUUUGUUGAAGCUGAAAGUCACAGAAGUGCUUGAAUAUGGCUGAACUUUAAGGACCUCACUGGCAUCAGAGGCAGGAACCCUCAUACUGAGGGCCGAGUCCAGCUUUCUGACCAGUUAAACGCUUCUUUGUACAAUGUUACGAGGUAGAAUGAAAGUGGAGAGGUCUCGGAGUCUCAUAAUUGACCCCCUGAACAUGUGUUUCUAGAUGAUUAACAGCCCCUAGAGACAGUGGAGGACUUUCAAAGGGGUUGUUGGCCCUUGUCGGGUCAAGUCCCAAUUCCCUUAGGCCAGAUUGGCCUUUUUUCCUUUGGCCAUCCGUUCGACCCAGCUUUCACCAUUCGCCCCUCGCUGGCCACAGCCGUCCUCCCUCCCCGUUCCCGCCCACACCAACCCAUCCCUACCCCUCAUCCCACCCCCAGCCACCCCUCCCCUCACCCCUCCAUGGCCACCGCCACGGCCCGAGAGCACCUCCUGGUCGUCCGGAGGCGCAGCCCGCACAUGCGCUACACGCUGGGACCGGAGAACCUGCGCAGCAACGGGAGCGCCGGCGGAUCCAGACCGGGCGGCGGGUCCGAGGCCAUGGGCCUGCAGCGGGCGAACAGCGACACGGACCUGGUCACGUCGGACAGCCGCUCGUCCCUCACCGCCUCCACGUAUCAGUUCACCCUGGGACGAGGGCAGAACCUCAUCAUCUCCUGGGACAUCAAGGAGGAGGUCGAUGCCACCGACUGGAUCGGGCUGUUCCACAUCGAUGAGGCGUGUCCGGCUAACGUUUGGGACUCGAAGAAUCGUGGCAUCAAUGGUACCCAGAGAGGCCAGAUCGUCUGGAGACUGGAGGCCGGGCCUUACUUCAUGGAGCCCGAAACCAAAAUCUGCUUCAAAUAUUACCACGGAGUGAGCGGAGCCCUGAGAGCCACGACGCCCUGCAUCACGGUGAAGAACCCCGGAGUGCUGGCCGGGCCGGAGGGACAGGUGGAUGGUCAGUCUGUGACGGAGCACUGCCGGAAACUCGUCAGCUUCACACUGUCAGAUAUUCGGGCGCAGGGUCUGAAGAAGGGCAUGUUCUUUAAUCCUGAUCCAUAUCUGAAGAUGAGCAUCCAGGCAGGCAAACACAGCGGCUUCCCCGCCUUCACACACCACGGCCAGGAGAGACGAGCCUCCAUCAUAUCCAACACCAUCAACCCUGUGUGGCACGCAGAGAAAUACACCUUCGUGGCGCUCCUGACUGAUGUGUUGGAGAUCGAGGUGAAGGACAAAUUCGCCAAAAGUCGGCCAAUCAUCAAGCGCUUUCUGGGUCAGCUGACCAUACCGGUGCAGAGACUUUUGGAGAGGCAUGCAGCAGGAGAUCAGCCAGUAAGCUACGCGCUGUGCCGCCGCUUGCCGUCGGAGCACGUGAGCGGACAGCUUCAGUUUAUGGUGGAGAUCACAUCUACAGGACAUGAGGAUGUUCUGGGUUCACUCCUGGGCGCUUCGUCUUUAAACGGCGACCCAGGUAGCCCGUCUGACGACGAAGACGUCGCCCCUCCUCCCUCCCGCAUCCACAGGGCCGCGUCUCCGACGGGCUCCGAAGGCUCUCUGCACAACGAGGCCUACAGAACUGACGAGGGUCCGGCAGAACCGGACGAGGACCAGACUCUGAGGGACCUGCCUGCUGAUUCUGGACACACCCAUAGGCAGUCCUCUCUAAACGACUACCUGGACGCCAUAGAGGCUCCGAAGGGACCAGAGGACCGUCCGCUGGGCGCUGCUUCGCCCAAGCUGCGCUCGAGCUUCCCCACCGACACGAGGCUCAACGCCAUGCUGCACAUCGACUCGGACGAGGACGAGGAAGGACACGCCUCUCAAGCGGUGGGGCUGACCAACGGAGUCCUGAGUCAACAGGAGCAAAGGGAGAGGGCUAAGAAGGAAGGGGAACGGAGUUGCCCCGAUGAAGCCUCGAGUAGUAGCACGACGAAUAGUCAAAAUAGUGGAACGGAAGGGAACCAGGAGGGAGCGGCGAGUGCGGCGGCCUCGUCCCAACCCAGCUCAGCUUCUCAGCCAGCAACUCGAGAUAAAGAAGGUUCUGUGUCCACGGAUGGAACGAGCGAGGAGGUGUUUGUACCAAACGAAGCGGCCGCUUCUGAACCGUCGGCAACUAACGGCGCUGUAGCUACCGAAGAACGAGGGGCUUCAGGAGGCAACCAGUCAGAGCCGAAUGGUUUAGAGGGUAACGGAGCCGAUGGGAGGGAGGUGGGCAGGGACGUCUGGCGGAGGAGGCAGAGCCUGCAGCCAGCGGGGCGGGAGUCACGGAUGGAAGAGGUGGAGUCAGCGGAAAGGCGAAGGGCCAGUUCAGUGGAAACCAACGGCAUGUCAGGUGCCACCGCUCAGGUAAACGGUCUUCAGCCGGUUCGCUCGCUUCCAGCUGUGCGUCACGAUAUAAGUCGCUACCAGAGAGUGGACGAACCUCUACCACCAAACUGGGAGGCUCGGAUCGACAGCCACGGCCGAGUCUUCUACGUGGAUCAUGUGAACAGAACCACCACCUGGCAGAGACCCACCGCUCCUCCUGCUCCUCAGGUCUUACAGAGAUCCAACUCCAUCCAGCAGAUGGAGCAACUCAACCGCCGGUACCAGAGCAUCCGGAGGACGAUAACCAACGAACGGACGGAUGAGCAAGCAGCCGAGAUGCCUCCCUCUGAUGAUACGGACCUGAUGCAUCAGACCAUUCCUGAGUACCGUAGAGACGCGGUGGUGGGAGCUGCUAACUCUCGGUCGCGCCUGUCUUUGCUGCUGCAGUCACCCAGCGCCAAGUUCCUCGCCAGCCCCGACUUCUUCAGCGUACUCCACUCCAACCCUAGUGCCUACCGCAUGUUUACGAGCAACACGUGUCUGAAGCACAUGAUCAGCAAGGUGCGGCGGGACGCGCAUCACUUGGAGCGUUACCAGCACAACCGCGACCUGGUCACCUUCCUCAACCUGUUCGCCAACAAACAGCUGGAGCUGCCGCGCGGCUGGGAGAUGAAACACGACCACACCGGCAAGCCUUUCUACGUGGACCACAACUGCCGCGCCACCACCUUCAUAGACCCUCGGCUGCCCCUGCAGAGCGCCCGGCCCAGCGGCCUGCUCGCCCACCGCCAGCACCUGAGCCGCCAGCGCAGCCACAGUGCCGGAGAGGUGGUUGACGAAUCACGUCAUGCCGGCCCUCCUGUCCUGCCCCGGCCUUCCAACACCUUCAACACUGCCAGUCGAGGCCAGGAUAUAGUACCUGUCGCCUACAACGAGAAGAUCGUUGCCUUCCUGAGGCAGCCGAACAUAUUCGAGAUCCUGCAGGAGAGACAGCCGGAGUUCAACAGGAAUCAUUCACUCAGGGAGAAGAUUCAGUUCAUCCGCAACGAAGGAGCGGCCGGCCUGGUGCGUCUCUCCAGCGAUGCGGAUCUGGUCAUCCUGCUCAGCCUCUUCGAAGAGGAAGUGAUGUCAUACGUGCCGUCUCAUGCCUUGCUGCACCCCAGCUACUGUCAGUCUCCGAGAGGCUCUCCGGCCUCGUCUCCGCAGAACUCGCCCGGCACACAGAGAGCCAACGCCCGUGCUCCUGCACCUUACAAACGAGACUUUGAGGCCAAACUACGCAACUUCUACCGCAAGCUCGAGACAAAGGGCUACGGACAGGGUCCCGGGAAGGUCAAGCUGAUCAUGCGCAGAGACCACCUGCUGGAAGACGCCUUCAAUCAGAUCAUGUGCUACUCCAGGAAGGACCUCCAACGAAGUAAACUUUACGUCAGCUUCGUCGGAGAGGAAGGGCUGGACUACAGCGGCCCUUCCAGAGAAUUUUUCUUCCUGGUGUCCCGUGAGCUCUUCAACCCUUACUACGGUCUGUUCGAGUACUCGGCCAACGACACCUACACCGUCCAGAUCAGCCCCAUGUCCGCCUUCGUCGACAACCAUCACGAAUGGUUUCGUUUCAGUGGCCGAAUCCUGGGUCUGGCUCUCAUACACCAGUACCUGCUCGACGCCUUCUUCACACGCCCUUUCUAUAAAGGACUGCUGCGCAUUCCGUGUGAUCUGAGUGAUUUAGAGUACCUGGAUGAAGAAUUCCAUCAGAGCCUGCAGUGGAUGAAGGACAACGACAUAGAGGACAUGCUGGACCUCACCUUCACAGUAAACGAGGAGGUGUUCGGACAGAUCACGGAGCGCGAGCUGAAACCUGGCGGUGCCAACAUCCCAGUGUCGGAGAAGAACAAGAAGGAGUACAUCGAGCGCAUGGUGAAGUGGAGGAUAGAGAGGGGCGUGGUCCAGCAGACUGAGAGUUUGGUGCGGGGCUUCUAUGAGGUGGUGGAUGCUCGACUCGUGUCCGUGUUCGAUGCGCGGGAGUUGGAGCUGGUGAUUGCCGGAACAGCAGAGAUCGAUCUGGCAGACUGGAGGAAUAAUACGGAAUAUCGAGGAGGUUACCACGACAACCACAUCGUCAUUCGCUGGUUCUGGGCGGCGGUGGAGAGAUUUAACAACGAGCAGAGGCUGAGGCUGCUUCAGUUUGUGACAGGAACAUCCAGCAUUCCGUAUGAGGGCUUCGCCUCACUCAGGGGUAGCAACGGCCCUCGUCGCUUCUGCGUGGAGAAAUGGGGCAAGAUCACCUCGUUACCCAGGGCUCACACGUGCUUUAAUCGGCUCGACCUGCCUCCGUACCCGUCCUUCUCCAUGCUGUACGAGAAGCUGCUGACCGCCGUGGAGGAGACCAGCACUUUCGGCUUGGAGUGAAGUGGAACAUGCCAGCCUAGAGCAUUCUUCGGGAAUUUAGGACGACCUUUAGGGGCUAAAACUACUAAGAUGGAGCGGAGAAACACCUCUGGGAGGUGCUACAAUCCUCAGAGAGCUGUGUGUCGGGGUUAGAUGAUGCCUUUUACUUGAGCGUGGAUCAUGAGGCCUGAAUUUGUGCUGGAGUGAGCACAUGACGAGUGGUUGGAUUGGAUGACCCUGUGCUGCCGUGCUGAGUGACGUGGAUCUGCUCGGAUGUGUUGUAACUCCUGGUGGAAGCGCCGGUCCCGCCGUCCGAAUACUUCUGCAAACGUCUUUUUUUAUAAACGGCUUCGUCUCAAAUGCCGCCGCUCUCUUAGGUCCGCUCAAGCGUCGCGUGCUAUAGAUAUAUCUCAGUUUGUUGGUCGAACGCACAUUUCUACAUGGUUAGCUACCGUAUAUUUAUGCCUCAUACACGAUUCUUUGGGUUAUUCAGUUACAAAACAUCCACUAGAUGGCGUGAGAUGAGGAUGAUGCAGCACCUAGACCUAAACAUCUGCUCCAAACAAAGCGUCUCAAAGAACGGAUGAAGGUUCUGCUUAAUAAUGCAGGAUCAAUCUCUGAAUACGGCAGCCAACGUACACGAUAUUACCAAAAGUGUUUGGACACCCCUCCUGAAUUAUUGAGUAGAAGUAUUGAAUUGUUUAACCCAGUUUGGAGCUUGCUGCUCCACUAUGACAUGGUUCAGCGGGGUUGUAGUGAAGAGGAGGAACCCGGGGUGUCCACACAAAUAAGAUGCAAAAACAAUGACAUGUAAAUAAGGGUUAAUUUAUGCAAAUAGCUCUGGGGUUCUGGCAAAGUAACACACACACACACACACACACACACACGCACAGUUUAAAAUUAUUUAUUGCUUGGAAAGUUAAGAAGUGAUAAACACCAGACGUCUCUGACUGCAGCCAGGAAACUGCUUAUGCUUUAGUCGACAUUUAUUAUAUGGAUGAUAGUGUAUUUACAGACGUAUUUGGCUAUGUCUGGGGAUUGAGUAUGUAGUAUCAAAUCCAGCUCUGCCUCACCGGUUCGAGGCUGGGUGGCUGUACGAGCAACGAUUGGGCGGUUUCUCAUAUGGGGGGUGGGACAAAGAACCGGAUGUGGGUCUCCGGCUGAUUAGAGGCGCCUGCACAAGAGAUGAGGAAGAGCGCCCUUAGGGUGCGUCUCUCCGCAUGCGACGCUAGGUGGCACCAAACUCAUCGAUGUGCGAGUGGCAAAGAUGCAUCCGGCUGCUGCUCGUGUUUCGGAGGGGAUACGGGUCAGCUUCGAUCUCCUCGGUCAGGACGGGGUUCGGCAUAGACAGAGAGGAAGCGCGAUGCAAAAUUGAACAAUUGGAUGCGCUAAAAGGGGGGGAAAAAACAAUAAUAAAAAAAUAAUAAUAAUACGUGCGCUCCGGGAAGGAGGCUGUUCGAAAUCCUAGAUGCCUUUAUAUGUUGUCUAGUAAGGUAUCUUAAAAUUUCAACGCUAUUUUGACUCAAGAACGAGGGAGCAUCCGAUGCUGCCUCACCUCCCUAGGUUUUUCGAACACACUCGUGUCACGAGGGGCAGCCAGCGUAAAAACCGCCAAAUCAAGUAUGCAGAUCAGAAUGAUGCACUUUUAUACACACUACGUUGGGUUGUUUUUAGUCACGUGAGACUCAAAGACACAAAUUUUGGUUGGCACGUUUGUUCACAAACCCAAUUUUAGCAAAUCAGGGCCUUCAGUGCAGCAGGUGGAUCGUUUUUCAAACAUCUCAAGAACAUUUAGGAACUACCCACCAGUCAAAUUUCAGUUCUGAAGUGUUAAUAAAGGCGUAGCGGCGGCGCACAAGCUUUGCUUUUCUAAUUCACCUUUUCUGAAGGAACAUGAUGAAGAACGUCGUCUUCAUCCCAGCUUGCACUUACAUUCCCUGGAUUUCUAGCAACACUGCCGUCCCAUGCGUGGAUCUUAUGCUUAUCGCGAUUACUGAAUGUUUUUAUAAUCGAGGUCUGAUAAAAACUGUUCAGACAGGCCGGAUGGAACUUGGAAGAAACUCUCGAACCUGUUAAGAUUGUUGGUUUAUUGUAGUGUGCCUCAAUCAUGGAUCCACCUCCACCCCUCUACCCAAAUUAUGCUAUUUCAUGUCCAUGUUUCUACUUGCACUGAAUGUACCAAAGGUUUCGGGAUGGCUCAGGCCCUCCCAACACACCUCUUUUGUUCUCGGUUUGAGAAUUUGUUAGACUAUCACCUUUCAUAUAUGCUUCUUGAAUUUUGCAUCAUGUGUAAAUCUGUUCACUGCACUCAUUUUACACCAGAAAGUAAAGAAUUGGUGGAGAAAUGUCGACCGUA